Colletotrichum chrysophilum is the source of this 1938-nucleotide messenger RNA. RefSeq lists its product as uncharacterized. Gene Ontology annotation, biological process: proteolysis. The transcript is spliced from 3 exons. The coding region runs from base 1 to 1938 and encodes 645 amino acids. Lineage: Eukaryota; Fungi; Ascomycota; Sordariomycetes; Glomerellales; Glomerellaceae. The record is from RefSeq and is a predicted model, not a curated record. Gene Ontology annotation, molecular function: serine-type peptidase activity.
AUGGUGACCAAAAGAGUGGCGCGAUACGGUGACUGGGACAGCCCCAUCACGGCUGACACAGUCACCUCCAAGAGCUGGUCCGUCACCUCGCCCCGUGUUCAUCGUGCAUCCGGUCGCGCGUACUUCAACGAGUCCAAGGAAGACGGUCGCAAUGGCGUUGUCGAAAUCACCAGCGACGGACCCAAGGACGUGCUCCCAGCACCCUGGAGCGCCCACAACUCCGUCUACGAGUACGGUGGCUCUCCAUACGAUGUGCUCUUUGACGGACGUAUCAUCUUCUCCAAUAGUGGUGGUGAUACCACCGGCGUCAACGUGCUUGACCCGGAUUCUGGGGAGGUGAAGCCAGUCACAGCAGGUCCUAACCUCCGAUACUCCAACUUCAGCGCGAGCCCGACGAGCACUUGGGUGGUGGCCAUUGAGGAAGACCACACUAUAAACACGCCACGAGAAGUGAAGAACUACAUCGUCGCCAUCAAUGCAGACACCGGAGAAACAAAGAGAGUCGUGCAGGGCGCCGACUUUUACUAUACACCGCAGUUUAGCAAAGAUGGUGCAAGGCUGGUUUGGAUGGAGUGGGACCAGCCCAACCUUCCAUUUUCUGCAAGCAAAGUCUUUGUAGCUGACUGGAGCCCGUCUGCUACCGUCGAGAAUGUGACCCAAAUUGCAGGCAACAACCGCGAGGGCGCAGCUGAGCCUAGAUGGGGUUUGGAUGGAAGCUUGUUUGUGUGCAUCGAGACUGACGGAUUCCGUCAACUUCACCGCAUUGCCCCUGGUCAAGUAGAGCCCUCGCAGAUCAAGCUUAAAGACCUUGAGAGUGCCGAAUUCGGUGAAAUCCGAUGGUUUCAAGGAAGUCACACAUAUGCCCCACUGUCUGAUCGAUAUGUAGCAGCAGCGGGCAUCUUAUUUGGCGAGGCAAAGCUCAUUCUCAUUGAUCUCGAGACGAAUGACUGGAAGCCUAUCGGCCCACCCGGCCUCUGUGCCAUUGCGUUCGAUUCAGUCGCAAGGUUGAAUGAUAACACAGUGCUGGUUAUCGGAGAACAGAAAGCCUCCCCUUCGGCUCUCUACAAGAUCGAUGUGUUGAGUGGAGAGGCUACCACCGUGAGACGAACUUCCGAUGCCGAUCUGGACGAGGGGCUCUUCUCAAAGCCCGAACUUGUCCAGUUUCGUUCGAAAGGCUCUCCUUCCCGGAUGAUCUAUAGCACUCUGUGGAUGCCGCGCAACCCAAAGUUCACGGCCCCAGAUAACACCCUACCGCCGCUAAUCAUUUCAUCCCACGGCGGUCCGACUGGAUAUACGGGCUCUGGGCUGAAAUUGCGCACUCAAUACUUUACAGCUCGAGGCUAUGCCCUUCUUGCUCUGAACUACACCGGCUCCACUGGACACGGACGGGACUACCGCGAGGCACUGUUCCACAAUUGGGGCAUCGUUGAUGCAGACGAUGCUGCCGAGGUCGCCAACCAUCUUGUAGCCGCAGGCAGAGUUGGUAAGGUCGGAAUCGUCGGUGCAAGUGCGGGAGGCUACAACGUACUACAGGCCCUUGUGCGCCAUCCACGCACCUUUGAUGCAGGAUUUUGUGUUUGUGGUGUCAGUGACGUCAAGAAACUCGACGAGUCUACUCAUAAGCUGGAGUCGGAGUACAUGGGGGCUUUGGUCCUCGAUCCCGGCAUGACUGAUGAGCAAAAGGAAGAGAGAUACAAGGAGCGAAGUCCUCUUUUUCACGCGGACAAGAUCGAGUCGCCUUUGUUCCUGCUGCAUGGUAUCGAGGACACAGUGGUGCCCAUUGAGCAAGCACGUCUUAUCUACCAUGCUGUCAAAGACAAGGGUGGAGAUGUUCGCAUCAGGGAGGUGCCUGGAGAGGGCCAUAUGUUUGGCAAACCGGGGAGCCCGCAAAUCUGGCUAAGUGAAGAAGAGACUUGGUGGAAAAGUUAUUUGUUGUGA